UUAUAAAGUAGUCGGAGAAAAAAAAAUUAGGGUUUGGAAACCAGCUUCAAAUAAUUGGUGAUUUCGCCGGAGAUAAUUGGGGAUUUUGCCGGAAUAAGCUGUGUACCGGCGGUUACCUGAUUCCGGUUUCUUCCGGUGAGGUGUAUUGCUUUGGCUUCCAAGUUCCGACUAUCAAAAUGGAAGAGUUGAAGCACAAGUCGAAGAGAGAGGACGAGUCGAAGAAGCGCCACCGUGAUAAGGAGGAUCGAGACCGUGAAAAGAAGGACAGAGACCAUCACCAUCGUGAUAAGAAGGAUCGCGAGAGAGAGAAAAGCAGCCGCUAUGAAAGGGAGAAAAGUGCUGAUAGAGAUAGGGCAAAGCACAAGGAUAGGCACAGUAGAGGAGAUAAAGAGCGUGAAAAGAGCAGCAAGGUUCGUGAUGAUGAUGACAGACCUAGAGAUAAAGUUAAAGAGCGAGAAAAGGAUAAGGAAGAUCGUGAAGAAAGAGAGAGGGAGAAAGAGAGGGAAAGGGAGAAGGAGAGGGAACGCGAGAGGGAGAAAGAGAGGGAACGUGAGAGGAAAAGAGAUAGAGAGAGGAGAGAAAGGGAGAAGGAGAAGGAGAGGAAUCGCGAAAAGGAUAGACACCGGGAAGUAUAUGAAAAGGGAAGUGAUGAUGAAGUUGAUGCGAAGGAUCGUGAAAGGAAGAGGCGAAAGAGGGAUAAUGAUGAUCAUCACAAGGAGAGGGAUCGUGAAAGGAGUAGCAAACCAAACAACAGGCUAAGGGAAGAGAGCACUGAUGAAGUAUCAGCUGAAAAGGAUCAGAAGAGUCGAGAAGAGGAUCUAGCUGAGGAGCAAAGGAAAUUAGAUGACGAGAUGGAGAAGCGAAGGAGGAGAGUUCAGGAAUGGCAAGAGCUAAAAAGAAAAAAAGAGGAGUCUGAGAGGGAGACACUUGGGGUUGAUGCAGGUGCUGAAGAACCUAAGUUGGGCAAGACUUGGACAUUGGAUGGUGAGUCUGAUGAUGAAGAUGCUGAGGGGAAAACUGGCAUGGAUAUUGAUAUGGAUGAUAGUGGCAAGGUCAUGGAAGAUGAAAAUGGAGCUGACAAGGUGGUUAGUUCUAGCAUUGGAUCUGAUUCCCCUGUUAUUCAGAAUGGCAGUGAUGGAAUAGUUGACGAUGAUGAGAUUGACCCGUUGGAUGCUUUUAUGAACAAUAUGGUUUUGCCUGAAGUUGAGAAGCUUAACAAAUCCGUAGUCAAUAGUUUGGAUGGUGAAAAUUCCAGUUUGAAAGAGAAAAACGGUCUGAGGAAGGAAGAAAAGCCUAAGAUGAGCAUGAAGAAAACCACGGGAAGAAUUAUCCCCGGUGAAGAUUCGGAUUCAGAUUAUGGGAACGUUGAGAAUGAUGAAGAUCCUUUGGAGGAAGAAGAUGAUGAAGAAUUUAUGAAACGGGUGAAGAAAACCAAGGCCGAGAAACUAUCAUUAGUGGAUCAUUCAAAGAUUGAAUAUCCUCCUUUCAGAAAGAACUUCUACAUAGAAGUUAAGGAGAUUUCAAGAAUCAGUGCUGAAGAGGUUUCUGCUUACAGGAAACAACUGGAAUUGAAGAUCCAUGGCAAGGAUGUUCCGAAACCAAUCAAAACAUGGCAUCAGACUGGACUGUCCUCCAAGAUGUUAGACACUAUUAAGAAGCUGAAUUAUGAGAAGCCCAUGUCUAUUCAAGCUCAGGCUCUGCCAGUAAUUAUGAGUGGCCGAGAUUGUAUUGGGAUUGCUAAGACAGGUUCUGGUAAAACUCUGGCAUUUGUAUUACCAAUGCUGAGACAUAUUAAGGACCAGCCUCCUCUGAUGUCUGGAGAUGGUCCUAUUGGGCUAAUAAUGGCCCCUACUAGAGAGCUUGUACAGCAAAUUCAUAGUGAUAUUAAGAAGUUUGCGAGAGUGAUGGGUCUCACCUGUGUACCUGUGUAUGGAGGUUCUGGUGUUGCUCAACAAAUUAGUGAAUUGAAACGAGGAGCCGAAAUUGUUGUGUGCACUCCAGGUCGGAUGAUUGAUAUACUCUGUACAAGUGGUGGGAAGAUUACAAAUCUGCGAAGAGUCACGUAUUUGGUCAUGGAUGAAGCUGAUCGGAUGUUUGAUAUGGGAUUUGAACCUCAGAUCACAAGAAUUGUCCAAAACACUCGGCCUGACCGUCAAACAGUCCUGUUCUCUGCAACUUUUCCUCGUCAGGUUGAAAUACUAGCUCGUAAAGUGUUGAACAAGCCUGUUGAAAUACAGGUAGGUGGUAGGAGUGUUGUGAACAAGGAUAUAACACAAUUGGUUGAGGUGAGGCCAGAAAGUGAUAGAUUCCUUCGGCUUCUUGAGUUACUUGGUGAAUGGUAUGAAAAAGGUAAAAUUUUGAUAUUUGUUCACACACAGGAGAAAUGUGAUGCUUUAUUUAGAGAUAUGCUCAAGCAUGGUUAUCCCUGUCUCUCCCUUCAUGGGGCAAAAGAUCAGACUGAUCGUGAGUCCACCAUAUCCGACUUUAAAAGUAAUGUAUGUAAUUUGUUGAUUGCUACUAGUAUAGCAGCCAGGGGCUUAGAUGUCAAGGAGCUUGAACUGGUAAUCAAUUAUGAUGUUCCGAACCAUUAUGAGGACUAUGUUCAUCGUGUUGGGCGGACUGGUCGAGCUGGUAAGAAAGGUUGUGCCAUCACAUUCAUAUCCGAAGAUGAUGCAAGAUAUGCACCUGAUCUUCUAAAAGCUUUACAAUUGUCGGAGCAAGUUGUUCCAGAUGACCUGAAAGCUCUUGCUGAUGGUUUCAUGGCAAAGGUUAAUCAGGGACUUGAGCAAGCACAUGGGACUGGUUAUGGUGGUAGUGGUUUUAAAUUUAAUGAAGAAGAGGAUGAAGUGAGAAGAGCAGCCAAAAAAGCACAGGCAAAGGAAUAUGGAUUUGAGGAAGAUAAAUCAGAUUCAGAGGAUGAAGAUGAAGGAAUUAGAAAAGCAGGUGGUGACCUCUCUCAGCAGGCUGCCCUUGCUCAGGCUGCUGCUCUUGUUGCUGCUUCCAAAGCGAGUAUGGCUUCAGCAGCAGCUCCAGUUUCAGCUGGUCAGCUUCUUCCCAAUGGUGGAUUACCUGUUGCAUUGCCUGGUGUACUUGGUAUUAAUAUACCAGGUGCAACAGCAGUUGCUGCUGGAAAUGGACUAUCAGUUGGCUCUAAUGAUGUGACAGCCAGAGCAACAGCAUUGGCAGCUGCCUUGAACUUGCAGCAUAACUUGGCAAAGAUUCAGGCCGAUGCAAUGCCUGAACAUUAUGAAGCAGAAUUAGAGAUAAAUGAUUUUCCUCAAAAUGCUCGUUGGAAGGUUACACACAAGGAGACGUUGGGUCCUAUUUCUGAAUGGACAGGAGCUGCCAUCACCACUCGAGGACAGUAUGUUCCACCUGGCAAGGUACCAGGGUUUGGGGAAAGGAAGCUGUACUUGUUCAUUGAAGGCCCUACGGAGCAAUCUGUCAAGAGAGCAAAAGCAGAAUUAAAACGUGUAUUGGAGGACAUUACCAUGCAAGCAUCAUCACUUCCUGGUUCUGCUCAACCGGGCAGAUACUCAGUUGUAUAAGAAUGAAUGCCGUUGUCAUUUGAUGUUUCAUUUUUGUCUAUUAUCUUUUCCGGGCAAAUUAUUUCCUAAAUUUUGUUACUCAAUUUGGAGAUGACUUACUUUGUAAUGAUAUAAACAGGUUUAACUAGAUACAUGAUUCUCAGUGAUCA
Messenger RNA from Solanum stenotomum, 3697 nucleotides. RefSeq names its product DEAD-box ATP-dependent RNA helicase 42. NCBI's taxonomy places the organism in Eukaryota, Viridiplantae, Streptophyta, Magnoliopsida, Solanales, Solanaceae. The transcript has a single exon. The record is from RefSeq and is a predicted model, not a curated record. The coding region runs from base 177 to 3548 and encodes 1123 amino acids. Gene Ontology annotation, biological process: mRNA splicing, via spliceosome. Gene Ontology annotation, molecular function: nucleic acid binding; ATP binding; RNA helicase activity. Gene Ontology annotation, cellular component: nucleus.